Messenger RNA from Prunus mume (Japanese apricot), 813 nucleotides. NCBI's taxonomy places the organism in Eukaryota, Viridiplantae, Streptophyta, Magnoliopsida, Rosales, Rosaceae. The record is from RefSeq and is a predicted model, not a curated record.
AUGGCUGGAGCUUUGAUCGGAGAGGCCUUUAUUUCUGCUUCCAUCCAGGUGAUUUGUUACAGAAUUGCUUCACCCAAGUUCGUCGACUUAUUUCGGCACAAGAAACUCGAUCAACCUCUCCUCAUGAAACUGAAGAGGACGCUGUUGACCUUGAACGCAGUGCUCGAUGAUGCAGAGGAGAAACAAAUUGAGAAACCAGCUGUGAGAGAGUGGCUUGAUGACCUCAAACACGCAGUCUUUGAUGCUGAGGACUUGCUGGAUGAGAUCAACUAUGAAGCCUUGCGAUGCAAGCUGGAAGGUGAAGUUCAAACAGCCGACAAAUUAACCAACAAGGUGCGGAACUUCCUCCCUACUUCUCGUAAUAAGUUUUAUCAAAGCAUGAAUGUUAAGAUACAAGAGUUGUUACGAAAAUUAGAAGACUUUGCACAAUUGAAAGGUGCUCUUGGUUUGACAGAAGUUGUUGGGAGGAAGGUUUUACAAAGAACUCCAACAACUUCCUUGGUUCAUGAACCUUAUAUUUAUGGUAGAGAAGAAGUCAAAGAAAAUUUAUCAAAAGUGUUGUUCUCUGAUGAUGCAAGCAAGGAGGAUGUGUCCUUCAUCACCAUUGUUGGAAUGGGCGGGGUUGGCAAGACAACCCUUGCCCGCAUGCUUUACAAUGAUGAUAAGGUGAAAGAGCAUUUUACACUUAAAGCUUGGGCUUGUGUUUCAGAAGACUAUGAUGCUAUCAGGGCUUUCUCUCUUCUUUGGCUUGACAAUAUGACAGCGAUGGGCCUUCCAUGGAUCACUCUCUCCCUUUCAAUUCUAAUCUCAUGA